AUGAGGGCCAAGCGUGUGAACGGCUUCAUCUGCCUCUUCGCCAGCGUGCUCUUCACCUUCUCCUGCUUCUGCCUCUACAGGAUGAGCCAGAUUAAUAAUCAGCUCACUAGUUGUAGAAACCAUGUAUUGGAGUUUAGAGAAACUGUGAAAAAUUUGAAAAACAAAGCUGAAAGCAGUCGCCAAGAGCUGAUAGAAGCCUUUAAUCAAAUGAAAAAUGAAUUUAUGAUGACAGACAAAUUCGAAAAUUCAGUUGAAAAUAAAGUGGACACGCUGAAUCAAAAUCAAAAAGUUUCUAAUGCAUUUGAAGACUUAAAGUUCUUUUUCCCUCAUCUGAAAAACGCAGGCAAUAUUUAUCCUAAUGUACUUAUUGGUAAAGGAAGAAAAAAUGUUUCUUUCGCACUGGGCAUUCCCACGAUCAGCAGAGGAAGUUACAGCUACCUGAAGCAAACACUCACCUCGGUUUUGUCCUGGAUGACUCGCUCUGAGGAAGAGGACUCCGUGGUGAUUGUCUCUGUUGCGGAUAGCAAUGAAGAUUAUUUAAAUUAUGUUGUCAGUAUGAUUACAAAAAAAUUCAAGAGGCAGGUGAACUUGGGAUUCUUGGAGGUCAUUUCAAUACCUGCUUUUCUCUAUCCAGACAUGAUACAUGCCUGGCAAUUCACUAAUGGCUCAAAAACGAUUCACAGUUGGCAAAUGAAACAAGUGCUGGACUUCUGUAUUUUGAUGCUGUAUUCCCAACCCAAGGCCACAUACUAUUUACAGCUAGAAGAUGACAUUGUUGCUAAACAGAUGUACUUUACAAAAAUAACAGAUUUUGUACGUAAUAUGACUUUGCAUGACUGGUUUUGCCUUGAAUUUUCAGUGCUUGGGUUCAUAGGAAAAUUAUUUAGGUCAGAGGACUUAACUGAUAUUGUACGAUUCUUUCUAAUGUUCUACAAGGACAAACCCAUUGAUGCGCUCUUAAGUGAAAUCUUUCAUUUAAAGACGUGUGAUACAAUAAAAUAUCAAGUAACGUGUACUCAGCGAAAGAAGCAAAUCUGUGUUCGGCAUAAUCCAUCUCUUUUCCAGCAUGUGGGCAUACAUUCAUCUUUCCUGGGAAAAGAGCAACAUUCCAAAACAGACUCGCACUGCCUGCAGGAGAACUUGGGGGAAAGAAGGAGAAAUUCCUCCCGAGUUGACCCGAGAGGACCGGUCCAAGCUACCAUCGCCAGGCCCCAGGUGCGCUUCUGCACCGGCUCCAGCAGCAGCACCUGCGGCCGUUGA
Ochotona curzoniae (black-lipped pika) is the source of this 1260-nucleotide messenger RNA. RefSeq names its product MGAT4 family member D (gene MGAT4D). Gene Ontology annotation, biological process: protein N-linked glycosylation. The record is from RefSeq and is a predicted model, not a curated record. The transcript is spliced from 11 exons. Bases 1 to 1260 code for a protein of 419 amino acids. Gene Ontology annotation, molecular function: acetylglucosaminyltransferase activity. Gene Ontology annotation, cellular component: endoplasmic reticulum-Golgi intermediate compartment; endoplasmic reticulum; Golgi stack. NCBI's taxonomy places the organism in Eukaryota, Metazoa, Chordata, Mammalia, Lagomorpha, Ochotonidae.